Messenger RNA from Coffea eugenioides, 1854 nucleotides. Its product is annotated as receptor-like protein EIX2. Bases 1 to 1854 code for a protein of 617 amino acids. The transcript is spliced from 2 exons. Gene Ontology annotation, molecular function: protein binding. The record is from RefSeq and is a predicted model, not a curated record. Lineage: Eukaryota; Viridiplantae; Streptophyta; Magnoliopsida; Gentianales; Rubiaceae.
AUGGAGCAUCAUCUUCUUUGUACUCCUUCAUCUUUACUACUACUCUUCUUAUUCAGUUCUAUCCCUAUCACCAGCCAAUUCACAUUUGGUAGCAGCAAACAAGCUUAUCAUCAUUCAAAUGCCACUUGUAUUGAAAGUGAACGGCGUGCCCUUCUUCAACUCAAACAUGGAUUGAAAGAUGAAUCAAAUCGUCUGUCAUCUUGGAUUGGAGAAGGUUGUUGUUCAUGGGAAGGAGUUGGUUGUCACAAAACCACUGGUAGUGUUUUGAAACUUGAUCUGCGCAAUACGGUGCCACUCUAUUCUGAUGAGAAUUCUCACUGCACAAAUUGCUUGGGAGGCCAAUUAAGUCCAUUUUUGGUCAAUUUGACCAAUUUGAGAUACUUGGAUUUGAGUGUGAAUAAUUUUUCAACAUUCCAAGUUCCCACAUUCCUUGGAUUGUUGGAAAACUUGAGAUACCUCAAUCUCUCCAAUGCAAAAUUUGAUGGUGAAAUUCCUCACCAUUUGGGAAAUCUCUCGCAUUUACGGUAUUUAGAUAUUGGAUUAUCAUCAAGUGGAUCAACGAUUAAGGAUCUCGAGUGGGUUGUUAGGCUCUCUUCUCUAGAAGUCCUAGUCCUAUCCUUGGUGAAUCUUAGUGCUGCUCAAGAUGGAUUACGGGCAAUUAGCAUGCUUCCUUCACUAACAACACUAGACUUGUUUGGUUGUCAUCUUGUUAUCCAUCCUCAUCUUUCACCAGCCAAUUUCACAUCUCUUUCUUCCCUUGACCUUGGUGAAAAUAAUUUCAGCAACCACAUGAUCCCUCCUUGGCUUGGUAAUCUCACAGGCCUCCUUGAUCUUCGUCUUGGUGAUAAUAAUUUUUCUAAUCCAAUUCAUGGCUUAUUUGAGCAAAUGACCUCUCUACUGCGCCUCGAUCUAUGGGGAAACCGCUUUGAUGUUUCAUUCUUCAAAUCACUUUGCAACUUGAGCAAUCUUACUUAUUUGGAUCUGAGUAGUAAUGACUUGCAAUUGUCAAUACCAAGUGAAAUAGGCCAGCUUUCAAGACUAGCUGCACUAUCUUUGUUCGGAUUUAACUUAUAUGGUUUCAUACCUGUCAGUCUUGGGCAGCUAACAAAGCUACAAGUAUUGGACAUUAGUUACACUUCAUUAACUGGUGUAUUAUCUGAAGACCAUCUUGGGAAACUUGGAGAGCUAAAGUCAUUGUUCCUAUCUCAUAGCUUCCUCACUCUGAAUUUGAGCUCCACAUGGGUGCCUCCUUUUCAACUCCAACAACUUGAAAUGGCAUCCAUCAAAGUAGGCCCCCAGUUUCCAGGUUGGCUUUGGACGCAGAAGUUUGAAGAGUUAGACAUGAGCAAUGCGGGUAUUUCAGAUGCCAUACCCAGUUGGUUUCGAGUGCUUUGUUAUGAUAUUAGCUCAUUAGAUCUCUCCAACAACAACCUAACUGGCAAUCCGUUGGAGUUCAAAGAACUGAAGAAUAAUAAUUAUCGAUUUGUAUCUCUAAGCUCCAACAAAUUGGAGGGAUCUGUCAAAUCAUUUCCAUCGGAUAUUUCAAGUUUAGAUCUCUCACAAAAUUUUCUUACUGGAGAGAUUCCACCGCCUUAUGUCGGUCAAAUGGAUGCAUCUACUUAUUUCCUCAAACUCAGUGGUAAUCGUUUCACAGGAAGUAUCCCAGAAGACCUGUGCAAGUUGAAAAGUUUAUCAGAAUUGGAUCUAUCCAACAAUCUUCUCUCCGGAAAAGUUCCUCUCUGCUUCGGCGGCUUGCGAUUCUUGUGGGUCCUAAACUUGGCAAAUAACAAUCUGUGCGGUCAAAUUCCAAGUUCACUGGCAUCUGAGCAAUUUGGUAAUUUUCGAUCUUGGUGA